AUCAUGUUACCGAGGUAGUAAAUAAAGAGAUAACCUUGGAACACGCUCAUUUGGGAGUUGCAUAUAUCUAUAUAUCUAUCAUACUAACUGUACUACGCGUAGGCGAAUUGUAUUGCUGUGAUCAUCAACAGAGUCACUAUUACUUUGGAUUAUACCUAUUAGAUACCUAAUCGUCUUGUCAUCAUCAUUCGAGACUAUUAUCUGACAACCUGGGGCAGAGCGAUAACUCUAUAAACUCCCUAUUUCAUUACUUUUCAACGUCUCACAGCUGUACUAGGUAUCUACUAUUACCAUGUCGUCUCUAGAACAUGGUAAUGAUGAGUCGGAAGGUGAAAAUGAAGCCCGAGUGGUCCUCGACGUCGAUGGUGAUUUCUACCUACCCGGUCUCGAAAUGGAAGGUUCCAAUGGAACAGCAACCUUUAAACUGCCCCAGUUGCGGACAAUCUUGAAACCUGCGGCGGGAAUUCUGGUUAAUUGCCGCCCUGUCCCUCGAUCAGCAAGUGUAGCUCGCGCGACAUCAGCUAUGGGUCAUGGCCAGAAUGACGUUUGGACAGCUUCGAAUUUCCAAGCAUCCGAUAGUCCAGAAUUCAUGUUCCCCGCCCGUAUGAUCAAUACAUCCGAACGUCGCUUUCUCAAUCGGUUCUGUAUCCGCCGGCGUUUCGUCCCUCAAGUCACGGGACUGAAGACCAUGAUGAUAUAUGCUGACGGAGCUUGCUGCAACAACGGUUCGGCCGAGAAAAUCCCUCGUGGUGGCUACGCAUUCGUUUUCAACAACUCACCUACAGGAACCUACUCCUCUGGACUAGAGAAGAAAGGGGUAGAUGGUCAAGUGUACGCCCAUACAAACAACAGAGCAGAACUUCGCGCCAUCAUUGCGGCUCUUCAUUUUCGUACCUGGUGGGGUGAGGGAUGGGAGCGUAUCGUCAUGGUAACCGACUCCGAGUACGUAAGCAAGGGCGGGACCGAGUGGUUGCGUAGCUGGGCUGGUAGAAAUUGGCGUACCUCCGGCGGCAAGCAAGUCGCCAACCAGGAUCUUUGGAAGGCUUUGUCGGAAGUCUUAGGCAGCUAUGCUAAGAGUGGAUGCGAGGUAUCAUUCUGGACCGUUCCGAGAAACUACAACACAUUAGCUGAUGCUGCCGCGAAGGCUGCGGCUGACCAAGCUAAUGGUGCAGAGGAAUAUAUUAAUGAUAGUAGAGCGUUAAUCUAAAGCCUACGUAAGAAAUCAGCCGGACCAGCCAUUCAAGAUGCUGUUAUUCCUAGCAUAAUGUACUUGGGAAGCUAAAACCUGAAAAGGGGGACUUGAAGCUGACUUAUAUCUAUGAGAGGGGGACAAAUUGUCUGUUUCUAAAUAUUGGUAGACUUUGCUGAAUGCAUUGACUAGGACAUUAAGUAGAGAAAUGGUAAAGCCAUGACUUAGCCAAAAUGGACUUCAUAUGACAGUUGAUACGUAAGCAUGCAUAGGAG
This is a messenger RNA of Annulohypoxylon truncatum, 1464 nucleotides long. RefSeq names its product ribonuclease H-like domain-containing protein. The record is from RefSeq and is a predicted model, not a curated record. The transcript has a single exon. Lineage: Eukaryota; Fungi; Ascomycota; Sordariomycetes; Xylariales; Hypoxylaceae. Gene Ontology annotation, biological process: DNA replication, removal of RNA primer. Gene Ontology annotation, molecular function: nucleic acid binding; RNA-DNA hybrid ribonuclease activity. Bases 293 to 1207 code for a protein of 304 amino acids.